Molecule: messenger RNA, 471 nt
Organism: Vicia villosa (hairy vetch)
Lineage: Eukaryota; Viridiplantae; Streptophyta; Magnoliopsida; Fabales; Fabaceae
Product: vicilin-like seed storage protein At2g18540
Exons: 1
Coding region: 1-471 (156 amino acids)
Source: RefSeq, a predicted model, not a curated record
AUGUUCUUUAGCUGGAGUGAUAUACACUUUCAUUUUCAUUGUUUCUGUCCUUACUCUAAUCCAAACCCAAAAGGGGAGAAAAGGAAAAGAGAAGGAGAUUCCAAAGAGAAACAAAGAAUAGAGAGUAAGAAAGAAGAAGAAGAGAAACAAAAAAGAGAAGUGAAGAAGACUACAAACAAGAAGGAAGGUCCCAAGAAGAGAGAAGAAGAGAAACAAAGAAAAGAAACAACUAAUAGAAACAAAGAAGAUAGGAUUAACAAGAAGGAAGAUCCCAAGAAUAGAGAAGAAGAGAAACAAAGAAUAGAAACUAAUAAUAGAAAUAAAGAAGAGAAAAACAAGAAGGAAGAUCCAAAAAAAAGAGAAGAAGAGAAACAAAGAAAAGAAGCAAAGAAUAGAAACAAAGAAGAGAGGAGCAACAAGAAGAGAGAAGAAGAGAAGCAAAGGAGAGGCAAUAAAAAGGGAGAAAAAUGA